AUGAAUAAACUAAAUAAACCUGAAUCAAGAGUUUAACGCAACAUUCGAAUAGUUAUGUCCAAUAUCAAGGAGGAACAAUAAUAAAAAGUUGUAAAAUAUUUCAGUCAUCUCAAACAAGAUGCUGAGUUAGCAAAACCUAGAUAUGCUCAUUCUUAAUUUCCAUAGUAGAAAUUUUAUUAAACUGUGGCAGAACCCAGUCUCAUUGAUUUUUCACUUGAAAAUCUGAAUCUAAAAGUCAGUAGAGUGGGAACCCUAGUGGAACCCAUGAUUCCAAUAGAAGAAAUUCCGCAUAAACCAAUAAUUAAGAAAUUUAAAGUCUUGAAGCAUCCAGUGUUCCUAACUGAAAAUACAAUUAACAAGAUAGAACCAACUGAAAGACAUAAUGAAUUACCUACAUCGAUAAAAAGAAGCACAAAAUAAUAAAUGAUGAAUAAUGAAAUUCUUCAUCGCUUAGGAUUGCUGAGUGUACAAGCUAAGCGAGAACUCCAAAUUGAAAAACUCAGCAACAGAGCUCUCAAGGUUUCCAAAAGCAAAGAAAUACCUUCAAAAGUUCAUAAAUAACUCGAAGCAAUCACAUAAUAGUUGAAAGAGAAUGAGAAGCCAGAACUCAUUUAAUUAACUUAAAGAUGUACUACCUCAGCAUCUGGUGCAUCCAGAAAAGCCUACGAUUAUCAAGACGAGUAUUUAGUGGAUUGUCUUACUGAAAGACUUAAUUUGGUUUACAGUGUUUCGACCUUUAAGAAUAGACCUCAAACAAGAUUAGCUAAGAGAAAAAUUCACAACUUUUUCAAAACAGUAACCAUGGCGCAUCUGGAGAACUUAGACGAAAUUAAGAAGGAUGAUCAAAGUAUUCAGAUUUAAAUUAAAUCAAUUAAAGAGAAGUUAUAAUUAUGUAAGAGACGCCUACUAGAUUAUAAUGAUGAGAUAGAAAUAGCCCUUACAGAAGAUAUUAAAGGGCAAGUCAUUGAAUAUAAAAAUAUUAUUAAAAAUAAUAAAAAAUGA
Paramecium tetraurelia is the source of this 1002-nucleotide messenger RNA. RefSeq lists its product as uncharacterized. The record is from RefSeq and is a predicted model, not a curated record. Lineage: Eukaryota; Ciliophora; Oligohymenophorea; Peniculida; Parameciidae. The transcript is spliced from 2 exons.